Molecule: messenger RNA, 1002 nt
Organism: Spodoptera littoralis (African cotton leafworm)
Lineage: Eukaryota; Metazoa; Arthropoda; Insecta; Lepidoptera; Noctuidae
Source: the annotation of a GenBank genome assembly
AUGAUAAUUAAAGAAUUUAUCCUCACGAUAUUAUUUGUCAACUGUUUCGCAUACAGAGCUACGACACCGCUUAUUAAAAAUGUGCGGAGAGGUGGUACACAUUUCGAGGGACCUCAUUGGUCAACUGCAGAAAAUGCUCUCUAUUGGGUCGACAUACAAGGCCAACAGGUGCAUAGAUUCGAUGCUGAAACAUCUAAUAUCACCUCUAAAACUAUUGGCUAUGGACCAGUGUCACUAGUUGUAACAGUAAAGGACUAUCCCAAGCUGAUUUUGAUAUCUGUGAGGUCCGAACUUUACUUCUUACCAUGGGACUCAUUCGAAAAUGACAGUUCCCUACGACUACUGAGCGUUGUGGACCUGGGCCUGCCAAAUAACAGGUGCAACGACGGGAAAGUCGACGCCAAAGGAAGACUUUGGUUUGGUACAAUGGGCAAGGAAGUGAAUAACAACGUCGACAUGGACCAAGGAACAUUGUAUUUGAUGGAUGAGCACAAUUAUGACAACCCGAUGGAAAAAGUUCGUCCCGUCACCGUGUCUAACGGCAUAGCGUGGACUGCUGACAAAAAGUUCAUGUUCUACAUCGACUCUCCAACUAGAAACAUUGACGUAUUCGAUUUUGAUCUCGAAGAAGGAUCCAUUCGCAACAGACGGACACUCUUCAGUUACCAAGCCAAUAAUGUGACAGGUAUACCAGAUGGAAUGACAAUAGACACUGAUGGUAACCUAUGGGUUGCCUGCUUUAAUGGAUGGAAGGUAAUAAAGAUUGAUCCCAGAGCGGGUAAACUUUUAGAACAGCACAGGCUACCAGUUGCAAAAGUAACAUCGGUGAUGUGGGGAGGACAUGACCUAUCUACACUUUUCGUGACAACUAGCAAGGUGGGCCUGUCUCAAGCGGAGCUGAACGCACAACCUGAAGCAGGGUCCCUAUUUGCAAUUGAAGGAACUGGAGCUAAAGGACUGCCUGAAAAUCAAUUUGUUUUCGCUAAUGCUGCAACUUUUUAG